AUAAGAUUGUUAUGGAACAAUUCUUUUCUCUGACUGUGUGCUCACAUUUUUUAAUACCGCCACUCUUCUGGUUGACUGCAACCCCUUGUCGCACUCUGCGCUCGACGUUCAAUGGCUCGGGAUUCGGCAGUUGGGAAUUCGAAGGGAUGGGGCGACUCUGUCGGCGAAUGGGCAACCAAAACAGAAUGCCGCAAUGUUUUUGCGAACGGCAGCACAAAAGGCAGCAAGCGCUGGAGUUACGAUAAACGGUAAAACAGGACGAACAAGGACGAGAGCGAAGCCGAACUUCGAACGCCGAAACAGAACGAACCAGACAGCAUGACGACGGCGUCGGCUUUUACCGUAAAGCUCUGCUACAGCGCACAAUGGGCCCUCGAGUGGGAUUAAUGGAAAUUGCGUCUCAAAAAGGCUCUGAUGAACUGAAUAGAAGAGCUGAUGAACGUACGACAUGGAUUAGAGAAUGAUUUUAAUGACUUUUAAGGAAUGGGGUAUCUGUCGAAAAGUAGGUGUACUACAAGACACACAAUAGUGAAGUAUGCAUUUUAUUCAGUGUCCAAAAGAUACAGCCCACUGUGCCGGUUCGCGGGGUGGUUGUGACGUUAGGUGGCUGUAACACGUCGCAGCCACACAAUCGAACAACAAAGACAUCACACGAUAGUAGUAAAAUUAGUAGAGGCUGGCCGAGCAUCGUGGGUAAUUGAGUUUGGUGCUGUUGCUUCUUGAUGACUGACGGUUCUGUUGGAUUCUGUUCUUCAAUUCCCCAUUUUUGAUUCCAUCUGACCGCCUCCUUUGGCUCGAAACCACCCACCUUUUGCUGAUGGACUCUGCAUAUUGGCAUACCCGCUGAUUGGCAUUUGGCAUCCCCCCUUUUAACUCCUGGGUUCUCCGUAAGUGACCCAUUUACAUCGAAUGUGCGGCUAACACAAAGAAUCUCCGUGGCCUGAUGGAAAACUCAAUUAAAAGAUACGUUUUUGGACAGCUCUGUAGUCCGGAAUUUGACGGGGAAAACAUAUCAAAAUUAAAAGAAGAAUGUAUAGAUUGCUAUGUAUAAGAAACCACAACAAUAUUAUUGAAUCAGGGGAUCAACAUUAAAAUUUAAUUGGAACAAAGAACUGUUUAGCUAUUUUGGAGCGCAAUUAAGAAUAACUACAACGUUAGCAGAGCCAGUUGAUGCUACAUGAAUGACAGGCCUUUUCAGAGCCAGUACCCCGACAAGACUCACAAUUUGAAUAUAACCCAGCAGAGCUAAGAGCAACAAGAGAAAAAAUCGCACAUCAAAUCGCGCACCAAAAUGUGUCCUACUUUCUGGCAUACCCAAGCAAAUUUUCCCCCUGCAUGCCGAGAGCAUCCUGCGAGUUAGUGUGAGAGAGAUGAGGGACUACAGGCGAAAGAGACGGGAAUAGGCGAGAAGGAGGAGAGAGCGUGAGAGAUUCGGCGCAGAUUGAGGGCGGCUGCUGGCUGAAAAGGAUGCUGGAUUUAUCCUGCCAGGGCCCGAUUCAGUUGUAGUUGGAUAGUAAAGGGUCUUGGACGUGUCGAGCGAAUCGUUCGCCAGGUAGCCUCCAAAGUCCUCCAAAAGCAAAAGUCCUCCACUCAGUUGGAAGUUUUCAACAAAAUUUCUAAACUCCAUACUGAAACUGUGACUACCAUAGCAUUUUUUUUAAGUUUCAACUCGAAAAGUGAUUCUCUUAGUGUUCUGAAAAGAUAAAUUCGAAACUGUGAAACUAUCUGUGAAAUCAACGAAGGCACUCUAGUUUUUAACCAAGAAAUUUUUUGGGUUCAAUGAAGCAAUUUGCAGUGGCGUUUAUUUCAUAAUGCUAGUGAUUUUCCGCUAACUACAGUUAAUAGAUUUGACCAGGCCUGAAAAAAAUAACUUUAAUGGCACCGGGCAAUACACACAAGUUAAGCAGCUUAUUAUACACACAGCAAUGGGAGACUGAGAGAGAUGGGGAGAUAUUGGGAAAAGAAACAGCUCGAUAGCCUCUUAAGAACCUGAGGACUCCCAAUGUAGAGGGAUAGUAUAUUCCACAUAGGCCCGCUUCCAAUGCAUACACACCAGCACACCCAGAGUCUGUGGGCUCCACGGGAUACACUUUCCCCUCCGAAAUACGGAAUGCCAAAUAGGGCUUUCAACCCUCCAAAUCCGCCGGAGAGAGAGGUCACUGGGUCGCUCCCAUCCGGGAUGCAGUCCGUUUCAAAAAUUAUAACCACGCCUCAUUUGCCCAUUUGUCAAAUGCAUUUCAAAUGCGUUCCACAAGGCUCCCAACAGAAAGAGAGAGAGAGAGAGAGAGAGAGAGUCAGAUACUGUAUAUAGGGAUGCUCUCCAAGUCAAACAAUAGUUGUUCUGUUGCAUUCCAAAAUAGAAAAUAAACCCUGCAAAUUGCUUCAUUAGAGUUGUCAAGAUACAUAAUUCAGAACUGUGAAGUGAAAUUAAGGAAAGAGGAAAGAGAGAUCCGCCGCGAAGGACCAAAAGAUCCUAUCGCCUAUCAAUAGAGUAAUCGGAAAGGAGGUCGUCGAAAAAGCCAUUACAACGGAGACCGAAACGGAAGCAGAUACAAUGGGCGGCGGUGAAGUGAAGGUCGCUACCGUCGACGUCGAAGGCGGGGACAACAUGGCCACGCUGCCGGUGUCCCGCUCGCAUACCGCCGGCAGCACCGACAGCGCCGAAAAGAACAACGCCGCCAACAAGGAGAUGGAGCUCAAGAAUGUCAUGCCGCAGCCGCUGCAGAGGACAUCCCUGUUCAUCGUGACCAGUCUGGUGUACGCGAUCCUCCUGAUCGUCGUCUGCAUCGCCUACGUAAUCAGCGAUGUAACCACCCACCGACUACCGGUUCUGUACUACGAGACGUUCUUCACAUAUCUCUACGGCGUCAGCAUACUCUUCCUCCUCUACGUCUUCUGUUUCCUGCUGCAGGAGAGCUCUUGCUGCAAUGGCGGCAAUGGUGGCAGCAAACCGAAACCCCAACCUAAGGAGAAGAAGUCGAAGAAAGCCAAAAAUGCCGAUCCGGCCGAUUCGAAGGAAGCGAAGGGCUCAAAGGACUCUGGCAAGGCAGCCAAGGGCGCCGCAUAUCAGCAUACGAUGGCCAAGUUUCUGGAAGCACCCGUGGACGCCGAGGUGGCCGUCACCCCGAAGAAUGUGCGUAAGCGCAAGACUACCCACAGUGAUCUGACGCACGGCAGCUUUUUCCUGCGCGUGGGAGCCAUUGCUUUUGGACUUGGCGCCAUGAUUUAUAUUGGCCUAGAGUUUGGAUCGUUCUUCGAAAUUCCCUUCGAUUCGCCGUGCCAUCAUAUCCUGAUCGGCGUAAAUCCACUGCUCCAGAUGAUUUUCACCUUCAUGCAGAUGUAUUUUAUAUUCAUGAAUGCCCGGCUGAACAUCCACCGCUUCAAGGUGAUCGCCCGCUUUGGCUUGAUGCACGUAGUGGCCACCAACAUCUGCGUGUGGAUACGCACCCUGGUGAAGGAGUCCCUGCUUGAGAUCACGAUCUAUCACCAGAAGCACGAGCCAGAGGCGGGAGCCUCCUCCAUAGCCCACUCAAUAAGGCAGCACGCCCUUCGCCACGCCGGAACCGUGCUGAGGACCCACGCGGGACCCAACAGCGAGUUCGAGGUCCUCGACGGCGAGGACCUCCUGCCCAAGGACGGAUACAAGGGCGACAACGUGCUGUCCAAGCUGGUUCGCAAUACCGUCAACGGUAUUUCGAAGAGCCUGGGCAUGGGUGGUGACCAGGUGGUCACCAGCAGCACCACCACGACCACGAGGGCCCCGUUCACUACUCCGAAUUACCAAUGGCACAGCACUACUAUGGCCCGCAAGUUGAAGAAGUUUAUCACCAGCGCCACCACCGCGGCCACCACGGCGGCGGGCAGCAGUAGCUCCACCAGCAGCACCACCAUCUCACCGACCACCAGUAGCACCACCAUUCCGCCGACCACCAGUAGCACCACCAUCUCACCGAGUACCACCUUCAAUCCAUUUAGCACCACUGCCGCCCUGAAUCUCGAGACCAGCGGCAGCGACUCGCCCUUUGGCGGCUUGCAGCGCGUUCUCUCCAGCGUCGCUCCGCCGAGCCUGGCGCCAGUCGAUGGGUUCGGUUCCGCUGCCACGCCCACUCCCGUUUCCGGUCCCGGCUCCUUUGUGGAUUCCUUCCUGGCCAGCACCCUGAGCCCAGCCAGCAGCACCGAGGGCUCGGCCAGCAUAAUGAACAACCUGUUCGGCCAGGGCCCCAUGGAGAACAGCUUCCAGACGUACACCGACCUAGGCCACGAGGAGGCCACCGGGCUGGUCAGCUUCGAGAACCUGGAGAGCCUGGACAACAUAUACCCGGCGGCGCUGUCCUCCAAUAUCGGCACACUCAACUCCACCGCCUGCGGACGCAUCGACAUCAUGGGCACCAUUGUCUACGACUCGGCGCCCUACCUGUAUCCGUUCAUCAUCGAGUACUCGCUGAUCGGGGCGGUGGUGUUGUAUGUCAUGUGGAAGCACAUCGGCCGCUACCCAGGGCGCAUGAACGACGAGGACCUGGAGCACCGGCUGGAGGUGAUGCUCUCGCGGAGGGCGGUGGCCAUGGCGCAGCAGGCGCGAUCCGGACGCGUUGACUGCGUAGGCUCGUCGAAGGGCCUGUUCUUCGGGCUCCUGCUGCUGGUCGGGGCCCUCAUCUGCCUGAUACUCUUCUUCGUCUUGGUGCGCCAUCAGCAGUUCUCGCUGUUGGCCAUUUACCUCGCUGACGCCAGCCACUGCAUUCUGAUGGCCUUCGCCAUUCUGGCAAUAAUAAUUGGAUUCAUCAGGGUCAAGAACCUGAAGUUCCGCUGCGAGGAGCAGUCGAACCUGAACGACAUACUGCUGCGCAUCUCGGCCUUCGGCCUGUUCACCUACUCCGUGUUCAGCAUCAUCGCCGGCAGCCUGAAGGUCCUGGAGAGCGAGCCCAGCCUGCUGGUGACGACCACCGGGGGCGUGGCCGUCUUCCAGGUGAUCCUGCAGCUGCUCUUCAUCGCGGACGUGUCCCGCCGCCGCGUCCACCUGCCGGAGCACGAUCGCAGCAAGCCGGGCCGCCAGAUCGUCACCUUCCUCCUCAUCUGCAACGUGGCCAUGUUCGCCAUCUACACAUUCGAAGCUCAAAAAGUAUUCGCCAAUCCUGUAAGUAGAUAUGUUCAGCUGGAGUUUUACGGCUUCGUGCCCUGGUCGAUCAUCCAACGCAUCACACUGCCCCUGUGCAUCUUCCAUCGGUUCCACAGCGCCGUGACACUCGCCGAGAUCUGGAAGACCACCUACAAGGCACGCCUGGAGUAAGCCGAUGUCCGAAUCCCGAUGUCUAUAUAGGCUAUAUAGGAUGUGGGAGUAUGAAAAUGCACCAAACCAAAACAUAGCGAGCCCAGAACGCAAAUAGAAAUCAAGUGAAGAGUUAGUUUCUAAUUACUUAUUAAACAUAUAUGCGUACUACAUAUAAUAUACAUAUACAUUAACGCAGAUAUGAGUAUGAUUUUUUUUUUUGAGAACCAAAGCGAAACGAAAUGAGAAACGAAACGAACGAACCGAUCGGACCAAUCUGUGCGGUUAACGAUUGCCAACCGAUAACGAUUUGCAAGUCGCUUGUUUGAUUUUCCCCGCUUUCCCUUUUUACUUUGUUAACGCGAGAAGGACUUAAGAACUUAAGAACUAAGUCAUAGUGUUACAGCUUACCCGAAACCAAGGCACACGUUUUUGUUUGAGUUACGUAUUAAUUUAGUUUAGUUUAGUUUCGUCUUUAACACGCUGCAAUAUCUUGUUACUGAAUCAAAAAUGCAAGUUAAUAUUAAUUUCUUAGUAGUUUAACCUUUAUCCGCUUCGGCAACAGAAACCAAAACGAAAUCGAUUAAAAAAUUCACAUUACAAAUAAGAUGGAAAUUAAUCUAAAAAGGUUGUUUACUUUCGCGUAUUUUUUCGCGACUGCGAGUGAGGGAAAUGCCCGUGAAAGUCACAGUCUCCGGGAAACACCAUCACGAAUACACUGAAACACAAAACAGGGACACAAAAUGCAAUGCCAUGAAGAACGCGGCCAUAUGAAGCGGAAGCGGAAACGAAACGAAACGGUAACGGUAACGAGAACCGGAAACGAAGGAAAUUUCUCAAUAAAUUUGAUCUGACUUUUCCACCAACCAAUAACAACAGUAACAGCCGAACAACAACAAACUGUGAUGAAUUUAUAUGAUUUACUGGUAUAAUUUAAUGUCAUGAAAUUUGUUCUCCACUUAAUUUAAUCACUUAACCUCUUUUUUUUUAUUCUCAGCCACAAUUCAUUCACUGAGUCGACAAAACUUUUGUAAGAAUUUAGAAACAAUGGCGCUAAGACAACUUCAUGGCCAAUUGUAAAAACAAAUUCCCCGAAACACCAUAAGUAAAACCAAAAAUAUAAAAAAACAAGAGAAAACAAAGAAAAUUGUGGCAUUUAAACGCCAAAAACACAAAAAAACAUUUUUAAUAUACAUUAUAUAAAAGUUUAUAAAUGUCCAUUUUUUGAUUAUUAGUAGUGAUGUUAAAAGAACAUAAUUAACGGUAAAAAUAAUAAUAUGUAUGUAUGUUAUAGCAAAGAAUCGGAUAAACCAAUAAAUUCUUAAGCAAGACUCGAAAAAAGAGAACUUGCGAAGCAAACGAAAAACUUUCCAAGUGAAUCCCCGCAUUUAUGAAUGAAAUUUUAGCUAAAGCGAAAUGGAAAGUCAAGUGAGUGAUGAUGAGGCGACAGGAAAAGAAAGGAGAAACCAUUGACAAGCAUCAAUUUGUUUACAACAAUGUUAAAGAAACGAACAUUUUGAAAGAUAUAUAUGCCACGUAUAUCUAUAAAUAUAUGUAUACUAACCCACCAAAUUCAAAGUAUUUCAACGUUUUAUACAAGGAGACGAUGCGCAAGACAAGAGGUCGGGACAGUUAAUGACAUGUCCCCCUCGGACCCCAAACCCCCAACCCCGAACCCAGGCUCCCAAGUCCCCCUCCCUAUGACCCCAUCCCAAAUACAGCUGCAACUCAAGUCAGAAGGCAUCAGUUUGCUAAAGACCAAAGACGUUACCAAAAGCGAAACGAUAAAUUGCGAAUCCGAUUAUAAUCUGUAAUAAUAAUCCAGUCUACAAGUCUAUAUAAUGCAUGUUAACUGUAGACGCGGGGAGUUCAAGAAGAAUACGUAUUCAAUACUCGUAAUCCAAUCAAAUGUAAUGUGGUAGCAAGCAUAGGUAAACCAAGACAAAAAUCGAACAAACCAUAAGUAGUUCAGCACACACUCAGUCACUCACGAACGGAUCUGGAUCGGGAUCGAAAAUCCAGUAUCCGGGGAAUCAUAUAUCCAAAGUUUGCGAAUCAAAUUCAGUUUGAAACUUGUACUUGCGUAGGCUCUUAGAAAUUUUACUUGAAUGCAUACGCUACAUACAUAAGUCACAUACAUAUAUUUAACUAUACAUUUAUAUAUAUAUAUAUAAAUAAAAAGAAUUGUUUUUUCCUUAACAUUUAGUUAAACGUAAGAUUGAAUCAUAUUUUAUGCCGUACAACCGAACAAAAAAGUGAGCAGAAAGAAAUAUUUAUUAAAUGUUUCAACUAAGUUGUAUAAUUAUAAGUGAGAGUUUACAUAAUGGAAUUAUGUAUCUGUAUCUAAGCAAAAAAAAACACUGACAACAUUUUGGGGAAGCGUCGAUGAAAAUCAAGUUGGGAAUUCGAAUAAUAUUAAAAUAUUCAGACUUAACGCACAAGAACAAAGAGAUCAACACCAAAGCAGCUGCUAAAUCCCAUGAAAAAAAACAUGAACAACUUAUAUACUCGUAAGUAUAUAGACAAU
Drosophila suzukii is the source of this 7790-nucleotide messenger RNA. NCBI's taxonomy places the organism in Eukaryota, Metazoa, Arthropoda, Insecta, Diptera, Drosophilidae. The record is from RefSeq and is a predicted model, not a curated record.